Messenger RNA from Melanotaenia boesemani (Boeseman's rainbowfish), 3691 nucleotides. Its product is annotated as protein GPR108-like. Gene Ontology annotation, biological process: transport. The coding region runs from base 493 to 2196 and encodes 567 amino acids. The transcript is spliced from 18 exons. Gene Ontology annotation, cellular component: membrane; Golgi apparatus. NCBI's taxonomy places the organism in Eukaryota, Metazoa, Chordata, Actinopteri, Atheriniformes, Melanotaeniidae. The record is from RefSeq and is a predicted model, not a curated record.
UACAGACAGAACACAGGAGUUAAACUUUGUUUGACAGGACAGCAACAUACGAUUGAUAAUUCUUAGUAUGAAAAGACUUUAAAACUUCUUUAUAUUUCUUUCAUAAGCUGCAGUACAUACUUCUGACAACUUUGAAAAAUAAAUAAAAGAAAAACAACAUCGGUAGUGUUCACCAUCGUUGACGAUGGUGUCCGAUCCUUAUGCAAUGCUCACCUUCUGAAUCAUGACUAGGAAGUGAGAUCUUGCUAUCGUUUAUAAGCUAGCUGUGAUGUUACGCGAUGAAAGCACAAAAGAAUAGCAGAAUAUAAAACACGCUGUUAUAAUUUAGUAAUUGAUUGCAUAAUUUAACUGUUAACGCGUCGUUUUUAACGCGAAACGACUCUGUAACUGACGAACGAACAGCGAAUACUGCUAGCCAUCUUGUUAUUUAGCCAUCUGGCUGGAUUGUGGAUUGCUAAUAUUAGCAGUUAGAUACUGUUAGCAAGUUUGAUUAUGGCCCUGGAACACAAAUACUGUUGUAUGGCAGGAUUUUUACUCCUGUUGCUACUGUCUGUUUGCAACGCAAGGAUACACCAGCUCACCCUGAAGAAUGAAACGCGGUCUACCGUCGACCUCAACAACUUUGGUUUUUAUGCUAAUGGGACGUUGAAUGUGAGCCUGUCUUCCCUGUGGCUCAUUGAAAAGGGUGUCAACUACAGCACGUAUCCGGUUGGUUUCAGCCUGUCCAGAUCACGUGUUAAUGGAGUCUUGUCCUACACAGCAGAGGAAACAGAAACAUGUCCGCUUAAUGCAGGAAAGCCAACCAAUGACGAGCCUCUCAUUCUUUUUUCUAUUGACAUACACAACCUCAGUGUCCAUGUGAAAUCUAUGGGAGUCCAAGACAACAUCUUGAUAGCAAAGACAAAGCCUGAACCAAAUAAAGGUCAGAGGAAGGCCAGAGACGCACCUGCUGGGGGGGAUUCACCUGACGGUGGAAAGCAAAAGCCACCCCAAUCAGAAGAUAAAAUAAAAGCAAAGGAAAAUGGAAACACGCCCUUGGGUCCGAAGAAAGAGACAGAGAUAAACCCCGAUGCAGAAGCUAAGAAAGCUGAGGGAAAUGUAUUCUAUCUGGAGAAGCCUGCUAAGCUGACUUUGGCUCUGGACAAAAUUAAUGGCUCCUACAACUUUAGUUUUGACAUGGUGGUCGGCUUGAAAGCACAGGGUCUGUACAGCCUCAAGUUUCACUACUGUCAGAACAGGAUGCCUACAGUCAAGCUACCUUACUCAUUCACAGUGGAAGUGACAGAAGAAAAUCCAGGAAAGAACUAUCUGUCUGCAGCAGAAAUACCUUUGUCUCGCCUUUACAUUUGUAUGGCUGGUGUCUUCUUCAUUGCCGCCAUGGUCUGGGUGUACACGCUCAUGAAACACAGAUACAGCGUGUUUAAAAUCCACUGGCUGAUGGCCGCUCUGGCAUUCACCAAGUCCACAUCUUUGGUUUUUCAUAGUAUCAACUAUCACUUUAUCAACACUGAGGGGCAUCCUAUUGAAGCCUGGGCCGUCAUGUAUUAUAUAACACAUCUGCUCAAGGGCGCUCUCCUCUUCAUCACACUGGCUCUGAUUGGUACUGGCUGGGCUUUUGUCAAGUACAUUCUGUCUGACAAGGAGAAGAAGAUUUUCAUGAUAGUUAUUCCACUGCAGGUUCUGGCUAAUGUUGCCUACAUCAUCAUUGAGUCUACAGAGGAAGGCUCCAGUGAAUACUAUCUGUGGAAGGAGAUCCUUUUUCUGGUCGACCUGAUCUGCUGUGGAGCCAUCCUCUUCCCCGUUGUUUGGUCAAUCCGUCACCUACAGGAGGCUUCUAGCACAGACGGCAAAGCUGCCAUGAAUUUGGAGAAGCUGAAACUCUUCCGCCAUUAUUAUGUGAUGAUCGUGUGUUAUAUCUACUUUACGAGGAUCAUAGCCAUUCUGCUCAAGAUCACAAUGCCUUUCCAGUGGCAGUGGUGCUAUGAGUUUCUGGUGGAGGUGUCUACUUUGGUAUUUUUCGUGUUGACGGGCUACAAGUUCCGACCAGCAUCCAACAACCCCUACCUCCAGCUUCCCCAGGACGAGGAGGACGUAGAGAUGGAUGAAGUAGUCACUGAGUCAGGUGCACUUGAGGGUAUUUCUAAAGUGAAGAAGACCUGUAAUGGACGGGAGCGCCAGAAAGAGCCCACCUUGUGAGCAGGAAGUUGCAUCUUGACCGACCAAUGAAACACCCCCAGGUCAGCCAGUGCCAAGAGGUACACAUGGACCAAGGCUCCUCACGUCCACUGACAGCUCUCCUGUGAAACUCUUCCAGUGGUUGCAGUGGUUGUGCCCACUGUCUGGCUAUGCAAAAAAAAAAAAAAAAAAAAAAAAAGGACUAAUAUGUUGGACUUUCUCAAUUUCCUUGGAACACUCCUCCCACAAACUGAAAAGUUUCCUGAGACGUCUGCCACAUGGACGGGUGGAAAUAUGGAAAGGAGCUCAGAUGUUCUUCAUUGUUUUCAUUUCUUUUUCUGUCGCUCUCCAAAGAUACAAAUUUUAGAAAAUGACUUACUUUUGAGUGUGUUGAUAUCCGCUAUUUAAAAAGGUACAUCUACAAGCUGUGAGGAUGUUUGUGUGUGUGUGUGUGAGAAUGUGUGAAGCAUCACAAGACAUGAACACAACUGGUUUUUCCUUUUGGGGACGAUGGCCAUACUCAGGUAGAAGGCUUGUCAGUGUAUUUAAAUUUUACUUAAAAAAUCUUUAUAGGCAAUGCCAGUUUCAGUCCCACUAUUCAGGGGUUAAUAAUUUCCCUUCAGUCAGCUCACAUCUUCAUCACCACACGCUACCUUACAUUUAAUUCUCUUGUAUAUUUGAUUUGUAUAUUGAAAUAUAUAGAUGUCUGAGGUUGUAUAUUUCAGUAUAUUAACUUAUUGAAUAUUGAAGUGGUUGUAUUUUAGUAUCAUUGUCCAUGUUGGAAGGAUAGAUGCUCCUUCAAAUCUGUCAUUUUGGACCGCUGCUGUAAUUUAGUGCUUUAGUGGUUGAGGACAAUUUACAUCUCUGUGAAAUGAGCCCAGUUGGUGGCAUGUGGCCUCUAAUUGGCUCUGGAUCAGGCUCUGAAGUGAUCAGAACAAUGGCUCUACUUGUGUGACGGCCUUGUUUUCUUGUUUUCCUUUUGGCCUGCUUGUGUCAACCCGGGCUGAGAAGUGACCUAACGGAUUUUUGAAUUUACCUGCUUUUGUUUUUACCGUUUUGCUCUUGAUGUGAAGUUUUUUUGAUUAAUUAUUAAUGAUUUAUUGGUUGAUGGCAGAUCAGUAAUGUGUGCAGCCAGGCAGGUAGAUGGCCAUUUGUAAAUAAAACUGAAUACAAAAACAGGUGUACAACACUUAAAAGGACUUCAUGGUGUUUCAGAUGAUGUUGACAUUUCAAUAAGAUUCCUUUGAUUGCUUUUUAAUUGACGCCGGUGAGGGGGGAAGAAACGGUUCUAAGAUUUAGUCACUCCUGUCCAGAGAGGACAGAACAGCACAGUGUUUACACACAGUUAACAUGUCUCCAGACUCCGGGUGUCGAGUACCUGGGCUGCCAGAGUACAGUCAGUAUAUAUUUACUUCAGGUGGUAAAGGAGUUUUUUUUUUUUUUUUUUUUUUUGCUAAUUAUGAAAGGAUGUUUGAUGUUUGUAUGAAAUGUCACAAUAAAGCUGGAGUUCUGGAAA